Molecule: messenger RNA, 1269 nt
Organism: Medioppia subpectinata
Lineage: Eukaryota; Metazoa; Arthropoda; Arachnida; Sarcoptiformes; Oppiidae
Source: the annotation of a GenBank genome assembly
CGACCAUGAUCAAACCGUUGGAUAGACAAGAAUUUAUUCAACAGUCGCGGCGAAGACUGGAAGCGCUUGCGAUCUAUAAUGAGUCCCACUUUCACGUCGGGAAAGAUGAAGAAAAUGUAUCCAAUGGUAAGGGAAUGUCUGAAGGAAUUUCUCGACCACUUGGAAGUGUACGCCAAAGACAGGAAAGACAUAAACCUAAAGGAAAUGCACGGCAACUAUACGAUGGAUGUGAUCGCCACGUGUGCCUUCUCUACCAAAACCAAUUCACACAAAAACCCUAACAAUCCCUUCACGACAAACGCCAAGAAGAUAUUCGCCUUUCCUUUGCAUAGAUUUCUUCUUUUUGUUUUUAUGCCAAAAGUUUUGCGAAAGUUUUUUGGAUUCAAUUUUAUUAGUGAGGAAAGCGUUAAUCAAUUCUUCUUUGAUAUAACAAAACAACGAAUAGACGAAAGAAGAGCUAAACAAACCUCUAAUAAGUCUUAUAAUGAUUUCAUACAACUUCUUGUGGACGCGAAUAACAAUAAGGAAGAGAUUUACGACAACGACAAUGAUAUCGACGAAUCACAUCACGUGAAUGAAGGAGAGGAAGAGAGGGCUGUGGAGAAGAAGACAUUAUCGAUAAACAUAGGGAAUAAACAGAUGAGUGAAGACGAGAUGAAAGCUCAGGGAUGGAUAUUCUUCAUCGCAGGUUAUGAGACAACGGCAACCACUUUGACGUUCUGUUCGUAUGAAUUGGCACUCAAUCCACACAUUCAGCAAAGACUCUAUGAAGAGGUCGAGUCCGCCGUCGACUCCAACGGAGAGAUUAGUUAUGAAGUGUUGGCAAAACUUCCACUUUUGGACGCAAUCCUUUCCGAAACCCUACGCCUGUAUCCACCGGUUCCUCGACUCGAUAGGGAAGCGCAGACCGAAUAUAAAGUGGGCGACACUGGCCUACAGUUAUAUGCGGGACAAACAGUUGAGAUUCCGGUCUAUGCUAUCCAUCAUUCAGAAGAGUUCUACCCGAAUGCACACAAAUUUGACCCUGAUCGAUUUAUGCCUGAAAACAGACACAAAAUCAUUCCCUAUACAUACCUACCCUUCGGCGCCGGUCCUCGUAAUUGCAUUGGUAUGCGGUUUGCGUUAAUGGAGGCUAAGUUAGGGUUGGCUCAGAUCGUACGCCGGUAUCGCUUCUUCCGAUCGGCACAAACAGCAGUUCCCCUCCAAUUCAGACCAAUCAGUCGUCUAUUGGCCGCCAAAGAAGUUGUGGUCGGAAUUGAAAAGAGAUAA